Molecule: messenger RNA, 2915 nt
Organism: Dromaius novaehollandiae (emu)
Lineage: Eukaryota; Metazoa; Chordata; Aves; Casuariiformes; Dromaiidae
Gene: ALDH3A2
Product: aldehyde dehydrogenase 3 family member A2
Exons: 12
Coding region: 16-1794 (592 amino acids)
Biological process (GO): aldehyde metabolic process
Cellular component (GO): cytoplasm
Molecular function (GO): aldehyde dehydrogenase (NAD+) activity; 3-chloroallyl aldehyde dehydrogenase activity
Source: RefSeq, a predicted model, not a curated record
AGGAGGCUCACCGCGAUGUCGUCCGCGGGCGCAGAACCGCUGCGCGGAGCUGGGGCACUGGUGCAGCCCUUGCCCCGGGGGGAGGCGAUGGGGGCAAAGGGCCGCCACUGGCACUGGCCCCGGGAUAAGGCCCCCGGCGGGGACUCUGCCCCCAGGCUCGUGGGCGGUGCAGGGCUCUGCCUGGCACCCGCCCGCACUGCGCAGGGCCCCGGCAGGCGCAGCGCGUCCCCCCCCCCGACGGCGAUCCAGCGCGGAGCCGCCAUGGAGAGGAUGAAGCAGGCGGUGGAGCGGGCCAGAGCCGCCUUCAAGUCGGGCCGGUGCCGCUCGCUGGAGUUCCGGAUCCAGCAGCUGAAGGCGCUGGAGCGGAUGGUGCACGAGAGGGAGGAGGAGAUCCUGGGAGCCAUCGAGGCGGAUCUGCACAAGUGCGGGCACAACGCCUACAGCCAGGAGGUCCUGGGCGUGCUGGGGGAGCUGGCCCUGGCUGUGGACAAGCUGCCGUCGUGGGCGGCCCCGCAGCCCGUGAAGAGGAACCUGCUGACGCUGCGGGACGAGGCCUAUGUCCGCCCCGAGCCGCUGGGGGUGGUGCUGAUCAUCGGGGCCUGGAACUACCCCUUCAUCCUGGUCAUGCAGCCUUUGAUCGGGGCCAUCGCGGCAGGCAAUGCCGUGGUGGUGAAGCCCUCGGAGAUCAGCGAGCACACGGCCCAGCUGGUAGCGGAUCUCCUCCCCAGGUACAUCGACCCGGAGUUGUACCCUGUGGUCACGGGAGGAGUAGCUGAGACGACAGAGCUGCUGACACAGAGAUUCGAUCACAUCCUCUACACCGGCAGCUCUGCGGUGGGCAAAAUUGUGAUGGCAGCAGCUGCCAAGCACCUGACGCCCGUCACCCUGGAGCUGGGUGGGAAGAGCCCCUGCUACAUCGACAAGGACUGCGACCUGGCCGUCGCCUGCAGGCGGAUAACGUGGGGGAAGUACAUGAACUGUGGGCAGACCUGCAUCGCCCCCGACUACAUCCUCUGCGACCCGUCCAUCCAGGACGAGGUGGUGGAGAAUAUCAAGACAACUCUGCAGGAAUUCUAUGGGGAAGACGUGAAAAGGUCUCCGGAUUACGAGAGGAUCAUCAACAAGCGUCACUUCCAGAGGGUCCUGGCCCUGCUGGAAGGGCAGAAGAUCGCUCACGGGGGAGAGGCCGAUGAGGCCUCUUGCUUUAUAGCACCAACGAUCCUCACUGAUGUUUCCCCGGAGGCCAAGGUGAUGGAGGAGGAAAUCUUUGGACCCGUCCUUCCCAUUGUGACAGUGAGGAGCGUGGACGAGGCCAUUGAGUUCAUCAGCCGUCGGGAGAAGCCGCUCGCCCUGUACGUCUUCUCCAACAACAAGAAGUUAAUCAAAAGAGUCAUCUCAGAAACCUCUAGUGGAGGAGUUACUGCAAACGACGUCAUCAUGCACUUCUUUCUCUCAACCUUGCCUUUUGGUGGUGUCGGUAACAGCGGGAUGGGCGCCUACCACGGCCGGCACAGCUUCGAGACCUUCUCCCACCGCCGGGCCUGCUUGAUCAAGGGCCUGAAUAUGGAGGGGGCGAACAAACUCCGGUACCCACCUAGCAGCCAGAAGAAGGUGGACUGGGCCAAGUUCUUCCUCCUGAAGCGAUUUAACAAGGGCCGAGUGGGACUGGUUGUUUUGGCGCUGCUGGGGGUCGUGGCAGCGGUGGUGAUAAAGAAUCACCAGUCUGUGCUGAAGAGGAAAGCCCCCUUGAUUUUGCUGGCUGUUCAGAGGCUGGGCUGGCUCAGUAUGUGUUAAGGAGGAGCAGGUUUCAGAGCACUGCUGUUGCUGUUACGGUGAGACGGUUUACUACUGAAGAAAGAAGGUGCCAUAAUCGACGUGCUAUAAUCAUACCCUGAGCUUGGUGUCUCUUUUCCUAAAUUGAGAAAUCAUUUUUUUCUUUGGUAAUGGAUUAUUUCAGUGAGCUGUCAAGCGCACAGAAUAGGCUUAGAAAGGCACUAACCAGGACUCAUGUUUACCAAAAAGCCAUGCAGAAAUAAAGGGACCAGUUGGUACAAGCUAUCAAAAGGAGGACUGAAGAGCAAGAAAUGCCUGCGUCGAGGUAUCCAUGCUGUGUCUUGCACCAGAUCGCUCAGCUUUUCUUCAGUGACAAAUGAUCUCAGGAUUCAGCUGUAAUUUGGUCAACAGAGUUUUCCCUGCAGUUAUUAGGAUGUCUGUCUUUGGUUGUACUCAUAACAACUGCCUUCUGGUGACUAGUCUGAACCAGAAUGUGCUCAGAGUGUGCUGGCUAAUGGUUUUUAUCGAUAGUGAAUGAAUAAACCUAAUGAGGUUCCCACUUGCCUUCUAAUCAAGGCGAGGUAUCUGUGGAUCCCUUAGAACAAGAAUUGUCCACAGCUGGUCAGGGGAUGCAGGCUGACAUCCCUCUUUGGGAUCUGGGUUUCAUGGCAUGCCCAUAAGGAUUGUUUGGCUUUUAAAAAAUUACAAAGAAGGUACUUGUUCCACAUCUGUUUUGCAAAUAAGAGUAUCCUGUGCUUGCACAAAACAACUUCCAGGCCUGUUUAGAGAACUGGGAAUGACAAAGAAUCCGUUUCUGCUCUGAUUCCUCCAAGGAAAAAUGAUUACAGAAACAGAGUGUAUUCCUUUGUGUUUGAGCCUCUGGGUUGCUAUAAUCUUGCACUGGAAAUAAGGUGGGAGCUGUUCUAUCUUGGGGAGUGGAUACUGGGAAAAUUUAAGGCUUGAUAUUAAAAGAAGGAAUAAUAAAUAGCAUAUAAAUGCAAUUCUCAACAAUAUAUAGUGAAAAAUUAUAUCUACUGUGCAAUAGAAGGGAUUUUUUCAUGCCCGGUGAAAAUCCAUGCGCUAAGCUUUUAUAGCAAUACAUUUUGCAAGUACUCAAUAAACACUGAGAAUUACAUACUAAA